Messenger RNA from Suillus clintonianus, 1160 nucleotides. RefSeq lists its product as uncharacterized. The record is from RefSeq and is a predicted model, not a curated record. The transcript has 5 exons. Bases 451 to 825 code for a protein of 124 amino acids. NCBI's taxonomy places the organism in Eukaryota, Fungi, Basidiomycota, Agaricomycetes, Boletales, Suillaceae.
GACAUAUCUCUCCCCAAACUUACAACAUAGAACACUUCGAAUCGGCUACGAAUUGAUUAAUGUCUUCAUCAUUGUGGACGAGUACACCGACAUUGAAAAUGCAGCAGUAACAAUGGUGGGCAUCGUCAUUGAUGCAUUGAUGCCCUACACAAUCCUCUUAAGACGCGACCAGAAGGCGAAUGCACCCUCGGUGAAAUCGUACGACAGCAAGUAUAUCCAAAUUGUUUGAAGUCCAAGGAUAAUCACGUAGAUUUUGGUCUCGUGCAAUCGAGACCGCAAGCCUGCCUUUUCAACGUCAUUUCCUUGACAGCUAUAUCGCAUACCUUCGUGCGGUAGUUGUCGAGGCUCUCGAUCGCGACGAGGCCCAUUGCCGCAGUUACCAGUAUCGAUGACUACAUCAAGCUCCGGCGGGAUACGUGUGCCGCAAAGCCUGCCAUCGCAAUAUAUGAAAUGGGAAUGGAUCUUCCUGAUGAAGUGAUUUACAAUCCCGUCAUUGCCGAACUGGCUGAUUGCAUUGCGGAGUUGAUGUUGAUUGACAAUGACAUGAUCUCGUACAACAGAGAGCAAGCGAGGGGGGACGAAAACUACGACUUGAUUACCACUGUCAUGUUGGAACUUGGCCUCGACAGAAGCGGUUUAUCGACGGUCUUACGAAGGUGCCUUCAUGGGAUGGCAACAUGGGCUCGAGCAAAUCACUGUUGGAGUUAUGAAACUCAAAGGUACUUCGGCGCAAUGGGCUCAGAGGAUACACUAGUCUUGUCCCAUUAUUGCCAAAGGUCGACCACAAAGCUGCAUCUACGGCCACAACAGUCGAUGAGUCGUUGAUUUGUCCAAGAUGGAUGCCACAGCAACCGUCUAGAAGCUCCACACCAGCCUAAAUUAUACUCCACAAGUUUAGGGUCCAUCGUCGCCGCAGAUGGCCGGCCCGGGUGUGAUAUAAUCCACAUUCCAUCGUCCAGAAGAACAGGCAUAGACAGUACAUAGUAUUGCAGUGAAUAGCAAUAUGUAUCUUCAGGUGUGAGGCCUCCUUCACAGACUUUGAAGUCGUUUUUCGUGCACCUCACGUAAACGUUUCGUCCACUGAUCAUCAGAUACGCAGCAGUUCACGGCGGUGAUGGAUCGGAAUCCAACCCCAUCUUGAUGCUAUCGGGCCAAAGAUG